Messenger RNA from Penicillium canescens, 465 nucleotides. RefSeq lists its product as uncharacterized. The record is from RefSeq and is a predicted model, not a curated record. Bases 1 to 465 code for a protein of 154 amino acids. The transcript has 2 exons. NCBI's taxonomy places the organism in Eukaryota, Fungi, Ascomycota, Eurotiomycetes, Eurotiales, Aspergillaceae.
AUGGCAUCUCGUCCGGAAUCUAGCAGGGCCGCUGGUCUUCGUGAAAGCGCGCGAAGACAGGAGUCAUUUUACGCAGACCCUGUCGAUGAGCCUAGUAGUCGAAAACGGAAGCAAGCCCAGGGUGGGGUGGCCCCCAAGAGCACCAAGACAAGCAAGGAGGAAUCGAAGUCUUUGGAUACCGACUGGCUUGAAUCGGAUCUGAAAAACUCUUACGCUGGUCGAGUUUCAGAUCCUGCAAAGACAGAGCCAACUUUACAACGGACACAAUAUAUGCACCAAGAUCCUGCCAUUACGGAGUUGAGCAAGGUACCCGCGGGCUGGACUCGUCAUGAGCAUGACCUUCAUCCUGAUGAUUAUGAAGCCCAAGUUGAACGGUGCCUGGAGCGACUGGAAGAAAACAUCAUGCCGAUCUAUUUUGAAACCAGGCUGAAGGAGCUCGAAGAGAAGUGGAAAGAUCGCGAGUAA